Messenger RNA from Neomonachus schauinslandi (Hawaiian monk seal), 1911 nucleotides. RefSeq names its product RAS like family 11 member B (gene RASL11B). The record is from RefSeq and is a predicted model, not a curated record. Gene Ontology annotation, molecular function: GTPase activity; GTP binding. The transcript is spliced from 4 exons. Lineage: Eukaryota; Metazoa; Chordata; Mammalia; Carnivora; Phocidae. The coding region runs from base 143 to 889 and encodes 248 amino acids.
CCUGAGGUAGUAUUAGUUGCCGCGCGGCCGCGUUCCGGUGCCUUUUUACCGCGGACCCCUCGGGCCGGGUUCUCUCGCCCGUUCCCGCGCAGCACAAGACGCAGGUUCCGUCCCGCGUGGUGCAGCCCCGGCUGGAGCGGCGAUGCGCCUCAUCCAGAACAUGUGCACCAUCGCCGAGUACCCCGCCCCGGGCAGCGCCGCCGCCGCCGCCGACUGCUGCCUGGGGGCGGCGGGCCGCCGCCUGGUCAAGAUCGCUGUGGUGGGGGCCAGUGGCGUGGGCAAGACCGCUCUGGUGGUCCGGUUCCUCACCAAACGGUUCAUCGGUGACUAUGAAAGAAACGCAGGUAAUCUCUACACCAGACAAGUGCAAAUAGAAGGUGAAACCCUGGCUCUUCAGGUUCAAGACACCCCGGGUAUUCAGGUGCACGAGAACGGCCUGAGCUGCGGCGAACAGCUGAAUAGGUGCAUCCGCUGGGCCGAUGCCGUGGUGAUCGUGUUCUCUGUCACCGACUACAAGAGCUAUGAACUCAUCGGCCAGCUCCACCAGCACGUCCAGCAGCUGCACCUGGGCAGCCGGCUGCCGGUGGUGGUCGUGGCCAACAAAGCCGACCUGCUGCACGUCAAGCAGGUGGACCCCCAGCUGGGACUGCAGCUGGCCGGCAUGCUGGGCUGCUCGUUCUACGAAGUGUCCGUCAGCGAGAACUACAACGAUGUCUAUAACGCCUUCCACGUCCUGUGCAAGGAAGUGAGUCACAAACAGCCCAGCAGCACGCCGGAGAAGCGCAGAACCUCCCUCAUCCCCCGUCCCAAGUCCCCCAACAUGCAGGACCUGAAGAGGAGGUUCAAGCAAGCCCUGUCGGCCAAAGUGAGGACUGUCACCUCUGUCUGAAGCAGGGACGUCCACCGGGGUGGGGGGGGUUGGUCUUCCCAGGAAGGGGGCCCGAGGAUCUUCUAGUGCAGGAUCGUUGAAUACUGGCAGGAGUUUGUGGUUCCAGAAAGGGCCGGAGCCCAGGGGCCAGGAGGGCCUGGGGAACUGCUGCAGAAAAGUCUGCGUUCUGAGCAGGGAGACAGAACUGCCGAGGCUGCGGGGGGAGCCCACUGAGAUGCUCUGGACACACGACCUGAGCUCAGUGUCUUUUCCUUUGCCGUGGUGAGGGCGGCAGAAUCACUUUGGAGUCCACUCCUUACCUUGUAAAUGACCGUCAGCUGUAGUUUCAGCAACGGGAUGGGUAUGCUUGACAGCGGGAAUGAAGAACAGACUAAGCACUGUCCCCUUUUUUCUCUUUCUUCCUUUUCCCUCUUCUCCCCCCAAGAGGAAGAACUGCUUUUUCUCUCACACGUCUGAUUUGCAUCUCCGGAACACUAGUCCUGACAGAAUGCCUUUCUAACCUGAAGGAUACCCCAGAUUUCUUCUUUAAGGAGCAAGGAGGAAAUUACUCCCCCGCCCAGCCCCCCAAUAAAGGGUGGGGUUUAUGGGCCAGAUGUGAUGUAGGUGGACGGCCAUCUGUAAGCUUACAGUGCCUGCAGGAAGGGACUGCUUCCUCCUGACCCAGGAUGGGUGUGCUUGGUCGAGUAUGUGUUAAAGGGUUGACAACUCAAACUCUUCAGCCCCAGACUUUGGAGUAAUUGCGAGACUGUAUCAUUCUUUUUAACUCUUGCAUCAGGUACAGAAAAAAAAAAAGAUGUGUUCAUUGACUUUGGUGUGAUUUGUGUGAGUGGCUCAAGGCAAUGACGUCGGGUCAUUUCCCAGGCCUGGCCGAGUCGUGGCUUAAAUACGGAAACACGGUCUUACCGCGAGCGAACAGAUAGAGGGGCCGCCGCCAAAUCCCCGACACAGAUGCACUUUAAAAAGCCACUCAUUCUUUGGCUUAAACUGUAAUUAAUUUAUUUUAUGUACAAUAAAUCUCAUUU